AUGGCAUUGUUUCCAUCAGCGAACAGCGGUUCUGGCGGUUCAGAAGCAUCGAACGAGACAGGCCCCAACUUUUGUCCUUGGGAUGCCCCUCCCAGAGAACCCACCAUCCUAGUACAGUCCAAUGAAGUUCAUGUGAUACCAUUAGGGAUUCAUAAAUGUCAUCAUAAGCUCGAAGUGACUGCCCAUGAUACCCUCGACAGCUUCUCAACGGCUGGGAAGCGUCUGACAGACGACGUUAUUAUCUUUUCAUCCAGAUCGGGAGCCAUUUUCGGGCGUAUUCCGAAUUCACUCUCUGAUGAUGCAGUCGUUCGAUGGCUUGAAUCCUUUCUUCACUUCGUCAGCACCAGUGAAGAAGCAGCGUGGUGGCACACAGGUCACUCCGGUCCGUGGGAAAUUUAUGCCUUUGUCCCGAUGAAUGCAAACCGAACAAAAUGGAUAUAUUCAAACACGCAAAAUGACAAGAUGCGCCCUUUGACAAUUUUGAGUAUGCUGGACAGGUAUGCGGAAGAAAAGCCGUGGCUCGUGCAGAAACCUGGCCAGGAGUACGUAGAGAGCUACGUGGCGGAGGUUCAUGGGAAAUGCUAUAUACCCCGGCAGCACAAACGACGAAGGAACGCUCAGAGACAUGAAGAACAAGGGGAACAAUCGGAAUCGAAUCCCACCAGAGUCAGUUUCAUCUGGGACGUAGUCGAGCAUUCGAGAGAGGUGAUACUCGGCGAUGAGGAGUGGAAGGAUGGGCUCUUGAUGGAACGAUUCGAGAUGAGUCUGAUAUAG
This is a messenger RNA of Talaromyces amestolkiae, 774 nucleotides long. RefSeq lists its product as uncharacterized. NCBI's taxonomy places the organism in Eukaryota, Fungi, Ascomycota, Eurotiomycetes, Eurotiales, Trichocomaceae. The transcript has a single exon. The record is from RefSeq and is a predicted model, not a curated record. Bases 1 to 774 code for a protein of 257 amino acids.